GUGACAUCUCCAUCGCUAGCUCGCCGCGCAUACAAAAACAUGCACCGGGGAAAAUGGAAGAAGACGAUAUAAAAACGAGUCGAAAAUGUGAUGAAGUGAACUCGUCUGUUGUUGAAGGGGACGUUCAAAACAUAGAAAAGAUGAAGCAUCAAACGGAAGAACGUCCAAAAGAGAAAUCUUUUGUUUGUGAUAUUUGUGGCAAAUCCUUUCAGCGUCAAGUUCAAAUGACCAAUCACCAGCGUGUCCACACUGGAGAGAAACCAUUUGCCUGUGAUCUUUGUGGAAAAGCCUUCUCACAAAAACACAGCUUGACAUAUCAUCAGCGAGUCCACACGGGCGAGAAACCAUUUGUUUGCAAUAUUUGUGGCAAAGAUUUUUCACAAAAAAAGAACCUAAGCACUCAUCAGCUGGUCCACACUGGAGAGAAACCAUUUGUUUGUGACAUUUGUGGAAGAGCUUUCUCUCAUAAACAUACCCUGACCGGUCAUCAGCGUGCCCACAUUGGAGAGAAACCAUUCGCAUGUGACGUGUGUGGAAAAGCCUUUUCACGUAAGAAGACCCUUACUAGUCAUAAGGAUGUCCACACUGAAGAGAAACCAUUUGUUUGUGACGUUUGUGGGAAAGCCUUUAAGCGCAAAGGGCAAAGGACAAUCCAUCAAAGUGUCCACACUGGAGAGAAAUCUUUUGUUUGUGAUAUUUGCGGGAAAGCUUUCACGCAUAAACAUCACUUGACGAACCAUCAUCAAGGCGUGCACACUGCAGAGAGACCCUUCGUUUGUGAUAUUUGCGGAAAUAGUUACAAACAAAAAGGAGAUUUAAAAAAUCACCAGAGAUUUCACACUGGAGAGAGACCAUUUGUUUGUAAUGUUUGCAGGAAAAACUUCUCAAAUAAACCGAACCUUAUUGCCCAUCAACUUGUCCAUUCUGAACUGAAGCGUUUUGCUUGUAAUAUUUGUGGAAAAGCCUUCAAACGUAAAGGCCAUUUAACAAUUCAUCAGCGAAUACACACUGGAGAGAAAAGAUUCGUUUGUGACCUUUGCGGAAAAGCCUUCUUAAAUAAGACUAACCUAACCACCCAUCAGCUUGUCCACACGGAAAUGAAGCGGUUUGUUUGUAACACAUGUGGAAAAGCUUUUAAACGCAAUGGCCAGUUAACUGUUCAUCAGCGUAUGCAUACUGCAGCCAAACCAUUGUUUGUGACAUUUGUAGGAUAGGCUUCUAACUCAUCAAAUCAUUCUAUGCAGAGAGCAUCCACUCUUGAGAGAAACCCUUCGUUUUAAAGGGUCUGCAGCUGGUUUCACGAAACGCUAGGAUUAAUCCUAUCUUGAGUUAGGACAAGUAACUCGUCCUAACUUUGGA
This is a messenger RNA of Asterias rubens (European starfish), 1359 nucleotides long. Its product is annotated as zinc finger protein OZF-like. Gene Ontology annotation, biological process: regulation of DNA-templated transcription. The transcript is spliced from 2 exons. The record is from RefSeq and is a predicted model, not a curated record. NCBI's taxonomy places the organism in Eukaryota, Metazoa, Echinodermata, Asteroidea, Forcipulatida, Asteriidae. The coding region runs from base 54 to 1214 and encodes 386 amino acids. Gene Ontology annotation, molecular function: RNA polymerase II cis-regulatory region sequence-specific DNA binding; DNA-binding transcription factor activity, RNA polymerase II-specific.